AUGGUUAACUCCUCUGCAGACCGACUGGCUCGAACUGGCUCUGGUGCCCGUACCAUCCAGACUCGAGGAAAGCGCGUCGAACUGGGGUCUGUGCGUGCUGGUGACUUCCAAGGACAGAAAUUAUACGGCAUCUCGCUUCAAGAAGAGGAGGACGACGACGCCGACGCGCUGGCAGAAAGUAGUAGUAGCGGCAGCAGUGACGAAGACGAACUAGACGACGACCUCCUGGUCCGAGAUGACGCAAUGAACGUGAGCCUCGCAAUGAAGCUCGUCAUUAACGGCACACCCGUCGCGGGCGGCAAUUCCGUCGCGGGCGGCAAUUCCGUCGCGGGCGGCAGUUCCGUGGCGGGCGGCAAUUCCGUGGCGGGCGGCAACAUGCAGAAUGAGAACAUCAACUUCCGAACUAACGUCGGUGCCAGCGGCGAUGAGGAUCAGGUCAUGACGGUUGAAGAGCCGGAAAAAUCUUGA
Gregarina niphandrodes is the source of this 468-nucleotide messenger RNA. RefSeq lists its product as hypothetical. The record is from RefSeq and is a predicted model, not a curated record. The transcript has a single exon. NCBI's taxonomy places the organism in Eukaryota, Apicomplexa, Conoidasida, Eugregarinorida, Gregarinidae. Bases 1 to 468 code for a protein of 155 amino acids.